UAGCACGUGGUUAUCAGGUGCAUCUGCCCUUGUUCUUUCUUCCGCGAUAGAGUAGCCCGAAGAGGUGAGUCGCCGGCGGCUGGGAGAGUGAAGCGGAGGAGGCGAUGGAGGCGAUCGAAGUCGCGAGACCCACUGCUCAUCAACUCCUCGAGGAUACGAGGGUGGAGAUGGAGGCUGUGGCGUCCAAGAUGCUGUUCAUCAAGGAGGAAGGGAGUUCCAAAUCUGAGCUCCGCGAGCUCAUCACCCAGAUGUCCCUCCACUUCAUCACCCUACGAAAGGUCAAUCGGUCGAUUUUGGUGGAGGAGGACUGCAUCAAGGCGGCGACGGAGGCUGCGAAGGGCCCGGUGGAUACCACCACGCUGCAGCUUCACAACCUCCUGUAUGAGAAGAACCACUACCUGAAGGCUAUCAAGGCUUGCAAAGAUUUCCGGUCCAAGUAUCCUGAUAUUGAGCUCGUGCCUGAAGAAGAAUUCUUCAGUAGCGCGCCGGAGGAAAUCAAGGGGAAGGCUAUGGCUGACGACGUGGCACAUGAUUUGAUGUUGAAGAGGCUCAACUUUGAGCUAUUUCAGAGAAAGGAGCUUUGCAAGCUUCACGAGAAACUGGAACAGCAUAAAGCAAGUCUUCUUGAUGCCAUAUCUGGUAGAAAGAAGUUUCUAUCAAGUCUACCAUCACAUUUGAAAUCUCUGAAGAAAGCAUCUUUACCAGUGCAACAACACCUGGGGAUUUCCCAUACCAAGAAAUUGAAGCAGCUUCAUGCAGCAGAAUUUCUUCCACCACCUCUUUAUAUAGUGUACUCACAACUUUUGGCACAGAAAGAAGCAUUUGGAGAGAAGAUUGAAAUGGACAUUUUGGGGAGUGUGAAGGAUGCUCAAACCUUUGCUCUGCAACAAGUAAAUAAGGAAAAUGGUUCAUUAUCAAAUCUUGACAAUGCCAAGUUGGAGGAUGAUGCACCUGAUGAUGAUGAAGAUGUCCAAAGAAGACGAAAGAGGCCAAAGAAGAAUGUGGUGAAGGAUAGUGUUGAACAGGCAGGAAUCUGCCAACUUCAUCCACUCAAAAUCGUUCUUCAUGUUUAUGAUGAUGAAUAUACUGGGGCAAAACCAAGUAGACUAAUCACUUUGAAGUUUGAGUACUUGGUAAAAUUAAAUGUUGUUUGUGUCGGGUUUGAGGAUACAGAUGAAAAAUCAGACAGCAAUAUCUUAUGUAACUUAUUUCCUGAUGAUACUGGCUUGGAUCUUCCUCACCAGAUGUCUAAGCUUUAUUCAGGAGAUUCUUUGGCCUUUGGUGAAAAGGGGACAUCUUAUCCAUACAAGUGGGCACAACAUUUAGCUGGAAUUGACUUUUUGCCUGAGGUCCCUCCCAUCAAUGUGAAUGGCGAUCAUUUAAAUGCUGGGCUCAUCAACGUAUCAGAUUUUAGCUCUGGGCUUGCAUUAUAUCGCCGCCAGAAUCGGGUUCAGACCAUUUUGCAGAGAAUUCGUUCAAGGAAGAAGGCUCAGAUGGCUCUUGUGGAGCAGCUCGAUUCCUUGGCAAAGCUCAAGUGGCCUUUGCUAAUUUAUGAUAAUGUUCCAUGGGCCUCGCAUACUCCUGUGUGUACCUUGCAAAAAUGGUUGCCGGCUGGGCUCAUUCCUGACUCAUCUUUCUCAACUUCUAUAGCAGGACAAGCUACAAACAAUGUUGAUCUUGACAUGGACCGGAGAUCAGUUACGUCAUGGGAGGUAGAAAAUGCGAGAGAAGAUGGGGAACUUCCAACUGCAUUACCUGUCGCAACAAUGCCAGUUGAUGCUCCAGUCUCCUUAUCGAGUGAACCAUUGCAGCUUGUUGAUCGAUCCAGAAGCUUGGCUUUGAUGUCAAAAAAUGUCACGCCUGUGAGUAUGAUCAAAACUCGAAGUUUUUCGAAAUACGAAGAUGAGUUGGAACUUGUACUGGAUAGUGAUAGUGAAGCAGAGGAGCAAGCAUACAGCAAUCAUCUGAAUGAAAAUGCAUCAUCUGUGGUUAGCAAUCCAUGGGAAGACUCUGCUGCAAAAGAAUUUGAUUUUAUUCUUGGUAGAAAUCAUGGAAAAGACAGUGUCGUAAAGUUGAAUACUAAGGUCAAGAUCAGCAUAGAAUACCCUCUAAGACCUCCAAUUUUCAGUUUGAGCAUCGACUCAGGUCGUUCGGAAUGGUACAAUGUUCUUCGCGCCAUGGAAGCCGAGCUUAAUCUUCAUAUCCUUCGCGUUCUACCGCUUAAUCACGAGAAUUUCAUCCUUGCACAUCAAAUUCGGUGCCUAGCUAUGCUGUUUGAUUUUCACUUCGAUAAACACGAUGCGAAAAGAAAGAGCACCUCUGUGAUGGAUGUUGGAUUGUGCACGCCGAUCAGUGGAAUGAUACUCACGAGAUCUGUGAGGGGAAGAGACCGAAGAAAAAUGAUAUCUUGGAAUAGUAUAGGUUGUAUUCCGGGUUACCCCUCUUAAGAUUUGCUCAAGUAAAACUCAAGGUUUCUCUUGAAUCUAUCCAUCCCUAAUGUUUUAAGAAGUAUGGUAUAAAUGAGAUCUACUUCUUUUGCCUUUUGUUUUGUUUAGUAAAGAGAUGUUUAACAAUACUUUAUUUAAUAUCGAUGCAUUGGCAAUGUUUGUUUGCUUUGCUAAUGCUAAAUUGUUUUGUUGA
Molecule: messenger RNA, 2640 nt
Organism: Zingiber officinale
Lineage: Eukaryota; Viridiplantae; Streptophyta; Magnoliopsida; Zingiberales; Zingiberaceae
Product: THO complex subunit 5A-like
Exons: 8
Coding region: 105-2447 (780 amino acids)
Biological process (GO): mRNA export from nucleus; positive regulation of DNA-templated transcription, elongation
Cellular component (GO): THO complex part of transcription export complex
Molecular function (GO): mRNA binding
Source: RefSeq, a predicted model, not a curated record